Debaryomyces hansenii CBS767 is the source of this 4041-nucleotide messenger RNA. RefSeq lists its product as uncharacterized. The record is from RefSeq and is a predicted model, not a curated record. NCBI's taxonomy places the organism in Eukaryota, Fungi, Ascomycota, Pichiomycetes, Serinales, Debaryomycetaceae. The transcript has 2 exons. The coding region runs from base 1 to 4041 and encodes 1346 amino acids. Gene Ontology annotation, molecular function: ATP-dependent chromatin remodeler activity; ATP binding.
AUGGGACAGCGGUUUUUGUAUCAAAAAGUUAUAGAACUUUCGAAUGAUUUGAAAAAUCUAAUUCCGGUUGGCACUUUAAACUUCAUUGACUUGCCAUUCAACCAUUCAGAUUUGGGCGGCAUCAAGGUAAUUGAUAAUGGAAAUCAAAAUGGCAAGAUAGGUGAAGAGCAAAAUUAUGGCUGGAAUUGGUUGGAUAUUGACUUCUUUGUUUAUAUAUGCAAAGAACAUGUGCAUCCCAUAGUUAAGUAUGUCCAGUUUCUUAUCGAUUUCAGAUAUGUUAUGGCUACAUUCAAAUUUGUAAAGUUGCAAAUAUAUCCAAAGUCAUCGUCAUAUACAACCAUAUGUAAGGUCAGGCUAUAUUGUAUCCCGGCUGAUAUCCCAGGAGCUCGGUUUUUAACCGAAUGGAGAUUGCUGAAGCCAAAGAAUUUAAAUUUAGAAAGGAAAUUCAGCGAUAUAUGGUUUAAACUUCUUGAAGUGUUGGAUUAUUCAAAUAAAGGUUGGAACUGUAUCUUUUCAAACCAUACAUUGAGUAAGUAUAUCAGUAAUGGUGUAUUGUUAAUACCUACUAUGCCUGCAAGUCAUGAUACGGCAUACGAGAUCCGGAACAACUUAGAAACUAAUUUCCAUAUUGAUCGAUGGACUCUGAACAGACCAUUUGUGGGCUAUUCUAAACGCCAUUCGAAGGUUACGGAAGAGUCAUUUGGUACUAAAGUUCUGCAGAUUUAUAAUAAUAUUGUUUCACCAGACUUGACUGAAUACGAAAAUAAACAAAGCAAUUUUAAAGAAUCCAAUUUGUUACCAAAUCCGGAGGACGUUAUUAUCGAAUUACUACGUAAAUCAAAGAAUGGCACACAUUCAAUAAAUGGUGUUGUUUCUCAACUAUAUCCAUUUCAAGUCACGUCUGUAUGUAUAAUGCUUGAAAAGGAAUCCAUUGAUAGAAAGGCUUUAGUACCGAACUUUAUUCAAAUCAUGUCUCCUGGCUCAGGAAUCCACUACUACUUUGAUAUGGAUAGCAAAAGCUUUUAUUCCAAACCAGAAUUGUACUCUCUACCUAAGGGUGGUAUUUUAGCGGAGAAUAUGGGAUUGGGAAAGACGCUUAUAUGUUUGAGUCUCAUAUGUUUGACAAAAUGUGAUAUAUCUGGAAUUCCCCAGUCGUAUUUAUUGUAUAGCGAAGAUGAUAAUGAUGAGAUAAAUACAGAGGCUUCAGCCAAAUAUAAUUCAAGGCCAAUUCAUUCUUUGAAGACGCUAGUUGAUUUAUGUAAGGAAUGCAUAAAUCAAAACUCUUUACCUUGGAAACAUUACAUAGAUGAUAUUCCAACAUCUGUGGUUAAUCGAUUAUCAAGCUCUCCUGGUUAUUUUAGAAUUCCUUUUGAAAACCAUGACUAUGACUCUACAUACAGUUUGAGAACUCGGAAGACAUCAACCAGGCAUAAGUCUAUAGAUAAUUAUCUGUCUCCAGAAGGAAGAAUCUAUCGAACACUUUAUUUGUGUAAUACUACCUUAAUAAUAAUUCCCGAUAACCUUUUUCAUCAAUGGAAUAAUGAAUUGAAAAAGCAUGUUGAUCCAUCAUUUCUUGAUAAACUAUUUGUUUCAAACCAAUUCAAGAAGCCAAUGUGUUCCCAAAACUCGACUUUCGUGAGUGAACUACCUGAUGAUCCAAAAGCUUUGGUAAAAUUUGAUUUGAUUCUUAUAACACAUUCCUUGCUUGCAAAGCAGUUUGGAAAUCCAAAUAAAUAUGACAACCCGUUAGAUAUGGUAUAUUGGAAACGCCUAAUUAUUGACGAAGGACAUAGCGUACAGGCCAAGAAUUCUAGGACGAGUUUGCUUUGUAAAAGUUUACAUUCUGAAAGACGCUGGGCUGUAACAGGUACACCUACCUCUGGUUUAACAAGAUUACACAUGGAUGAAGAACAAACUGAAACAUCGGAGAAAAAAUCUGGAAAUGAAUUGAAAAAGAAUCAUUAUGUUGUUAAGAGUAAGUUUAACGAAAGAGAGGAUUUGAUUAAAUUGGGAACUAUAGUAAGUAAUUUCCUUAAAAUUGAACCUUUUCACUCUCAAUCUAAGGCAUGGUCAAAUACAAUAAUAAAACCUUUAUCUUUAAACUCGUAUGGCUCGACUGUAAGUUUAUCGAAUUUGCUAAAUGCUAUCGUUGUUAGACAUGCUUUAAAGGACAUAGAACAGAAUUUAAAAUUGCCUUCACUACAUCACGAACCAGUGUUUUUGAACCCAUCUUAUCAUAACAAAAUUGCAAUCAAUUUAUUCACAGCAGUGUUAGCGGUGAAUGCUGUUUCCUCCGAAAGAAUGGAUGUUGAUUAUAUGUUUCAUCCAUCUAAUCGUCAGCAACUUAGGAGAUUAAUCACUAAUUUACAAAGGGCAACUUUCCAUUGGACUGGGUUUAAACAACAAGAUAUAGAAACUUUAAUUCACAUCUGUAAUUUGUCCUUAAAGAAAAGAAAGGCGAGCGGCAACUCAGUAUACAGCGACUAUGAUAUUUCCCUAUUAAAAAAGUCUAUUGAAGCCUCUAAAAUAGCAUUAAAUAAUCCAAGGUGGAGAACUAUUGCAUUAUUACAUGAAAUGAAUUAUUAUGUCUCCGGUUUGCCUGACAUUUUUACUAAGAAUUUUGGAACAGGGGUCUUAGAAGUAGCAGAUAAAAAUGGAAAGCGUGAUGAUAUUAGUGUAUUUGGAGCUCCUCAUCUCAAUGCUAUCCAAGAGUUCUUUUAUAAGAAUAGGUUCAUGGAUAUGAACAAUGAAGAAGCGUUGCGGUCUAAAUUAGAGUUGUCCUCUAAACCAUUUUGGUCUUCCUAUUGGGAAGACAAUAUGAAACGAAAUUCUGAAAGAUUUAACAAGCAAGAUAAUAAUCAAGACCUUAACUCGAAUGUCAAAGCAGAAGAAAUAGAAAAUGCUAUUAAUGUUCCAAAUAUUGUUAAAAACUUCACGCCAGGAUAUGAAUCACAAACACCUGUAUUGUCAACUCCGAAGUCUAAUAAUCCUCAUGGAAGAGCGACAGAUGUAAGUCCGAAGGAAAAAUUAGUCAGACAAGAUGGUGACGGCUUGAAACUCACAGAUGAAAUCAAAACAAACCAAUCGCUAGACGACCACAAUAUGAAUUACCAGUCUAUUAAAGCUGCUCGAAUUUUAGGUACUGCCUCUGCUAAACUUUCGUACCUUGCAAGCCGAUUGCUUGAGCAUCAACAAGAAAAGAUAAAAUCACUCGUAUUUUUUGAGUUUGAAGAUAGUGCCUAUUACUUGACAGAAUUGUUGGAAGUAUUGGGUAUCAAAUAUAUUCUAUACGCAACUUUUAUCAAUCCAUCUCAACGUACCAAUAAUUUGGCAGAGUUUAGUAAUUUUCCCGGAGGAGUGACUCUAAUCAUGGAUUUGCGAUUGGCUUCUCAUGGUUUAACUAUUAUUUCAGCAACCAGGGUAUAUUUUAUCAAUCCUGUAUGGCAAAGGUCAAUUGAAGCUCAGGCAAUAAAAAGAGCCCACAGAAUUGGGCAAACAAAAGACGUUUAUGUGGAAACUUUAGUAUUGAAAGGGACAUUGGAAGAAGAAAUAUAUAGAAGAAGAUCAGUCGAUGAAGAGUCAGUAGAUUUUGGAAGGGAGGACACUGAUAAAUUACAAAAAAGAUAUGUUAUAGACGAUACCGGAAUGCAAGAGUUUAUAUUGAGGCAUAAUUUUUUAGAACAUGAGGCUAAUGAACAAGAAUUUGCAACAAUUGUUGCGCCAGCGAUAAAUUCUAAUGCAUCCAUAACUGGAGAUGUGGAAAACUUGAACCUGGAAUAUUCCUUACUUAAACACAAGGAUAUACUUAAACACACAACAGGUUCUUAUUUGUUGAAGGAAUGGAACGCUUACCUUUUUAAUGAAGAUAAUUUGGCACUCUUAAGUAACAUUAAAAACCAAAAGCUUAACAAAAAUUUUGCACAAAGCGAAUUCCUUCGAAAAUUUGUCGACUCGAACGAACAAGAUACGGAGAUGAAAACCAAUUACGAUAAGGUUCAGACGCAUGUUGAUGGUCCCUAUCGUAAAAAGGUACGGUUUUAA